AUGAUCGCUCCCGGUGUGAAUAUAUUGGCAGCAUGCACCGGAGACGUUGACUACUGCCUCGAUUCGGGGACUUUCAUGGCGUGUCCUCAUGUCAGCAGUGUUGCAGCGCUGAUAGAAACCACCUGGGGCUUGUCUACGACAUGGUGCCCCAAGAUUACAUCACCUUCCUCUGCUCUCUCAGCUACACCGAACAACAAAUUGGUCUACUCACACACAAAGGACUCAGUUUCCUGUCCCAACUCCAGUUUGGAAGCUGACUAUCUCAACUAUGCUUCCUUUUCUGUUGUUAUGAAGUCAGGGAGCAAUUCAGUUCAGGUAAAGAGGAGAACAGUGACGUAUGCGGGUACAGGGACUGACGCAGUGUACCAAGUGAGUGUGAAGAACCCUGCUGGCAUCACUAUAAGCAUGGAACUACAAACGUUGAAGUUCGGAAAGCUCCUGGAUACUGCCAGCUAUAGUGUAAAGUUCGAAAGCAUUGUCGUUGCUAGCGAUGACACAACUGCGUUCAGAGAGAUAAUGUGGAAAUGUAUCAAAGGAGGGUCGCAGAUUGUGCGAAGCCCAGUUGCCGUAAGCAUUGAAGCUUGA
Cryptomeria japonica (Japanese cedar) is the source of this 585-nucleotide messenger RNA. RefSeq names its product subtilisin-like protease SBT5.5. The transcript is spliced from 2 exons. Gene Ontology annotation, biological process: proteolysis. Gene Ontology annotation, molecular function: serine-type endopeptidase activity. The coding region runs from base 1 to 585 and encodes 194 amino acids. Lineage: Eukaryota; Viridiplantae; Streptophyta; Pinopsida; Cupressales; Cupressaceae. The record is from RefSeq and is a predicted model, not a curated record.